Argentina anserina (silverweed cinquefoil) is the source of this 652-nucleotide messenger RNA. RefSeq names its product transcription factor bHLH120. Gene Ontology annotation, cellular component: RNA polymerase II transcription regulator complex. Bases 1 to 588 code for a protein of 195 amino acids. The record is from RefSeq and is a predicted model, not a curated record. NCBI's taxonomy places the organism in Eukaryota, Viridiplantae, Streptophyta, Magnoliopsida, Rosales, Rosaceae. The transcript is spliced from 4 exons. Gene Ontology annotation, molecular function: RNA polymerase II transcription regulatory region sequence-specific DNA binding; DNA-binding transcription factor activity, RNA polymerase II-specific. Gene Ontology annotation, biological process: regulation of transcription by RNA polymerase II.
AUGUUUUCCAUUCUUGCGGCGGUUGCCGGAUCCGGAGUCGCGUUAGUGCUGACGACUGUUCCGGGUGUAGGUGUGAGGAUGAUAGGGUCAUUGGCGGAAGCCUAUGCCAACAAUGUCUCUCUACGAUCUCACCUCCCUCUCGAAUAUCUCAAGGGAAAGAGGUCUAUAUCAGAUCAUGUAUACCAGGCGGCUAAUUUCAUUAAACAUAUACAAAAGAAUAUAGAGGAGCUGCAAAAAAAGAGGGAUGAACUGAAAAUACAAUGCAAUAGUUCAAGAUCUAGUACCGGUGCAUUGGUUUAUUUAGAGUGUCCAGCAAAAAUGGGGGAUACUGUCGUGCUGGUCAGACCGGGUUGUGUAGGACUGGAGGUAGUCGUUAAUACUCCAUUGAAACAAGGGCUUCCUCUCUCAAGACUGAUUGACAUACUGGUUGCAGAAGGACUUGGUAUAGUGAGCUGCAAGUUGGCCGAAAGAAACCAACGGUUGCUUUAUACCCUUGAAUCUGAGGUGAGUAAUGGGGAAAUCAUCGAUAUUCCUGAGCUCCAAAACAGACUGAUUGCAAAAUGUACGUCUGAGCCUGGCUUCAUAUAAUUAUGGUGCUCGAUCGCAAGGAAUAUUGCUAUUAAUCUGUAUGUUCAUCAAUUCUUUGUCUAAG